AUGAGUGAUUAUUCUUCUAUGGCUACGCCUCAAAACAACAGUGUAACAGGGGCAUUUGCGGCAGCUGUACAACGUGCGAAAUUGGUGGCCGCCAAAAUUGAAGUUGGUGGAAAUAAGAGAUCGCUUGAAGACGGACCUGAACCAAGCUCUAAGAAAAUAGCGUCUACCGAGCCCCAAUAUUCUCCUCCACAAAUGAAUGUAACAGCAGCAGCGGCAGCGGCGGCGGCGGCAGCAGCACGUCUUGCUGCAAAUUCUGCAUCUCCACCAGCCCCAACAGGACCACCCAACAUGAUGAACGACCAAGCUAUUAAUGACUAUAUCAGGGUUCCCGAUAAAAUGGUCGGACUCAUAAUCGGUCGGGGUGGAGAGCAGAUCACAAGGUUGCAAGCCGAGACCGGAUGCAAGAUCCAAAUGGCCCCGGACUCUGGUCAGCCAGAUCGACUUUGUACCCUCACUGGGUCGCGCGAGGCUAUCGCUAGGGCCAAGGAACUCGUAAAUAACAUCGUGAAUCACCGCGGUCGCGAGAAUGCACCGCAACACCCUGACCAGGGGAUGUCCCCUAUGGGAGGGCCAAGGGGCGGAGGCGGUGGACUGGGUAUCACUGAUGAAAUAAUGCUGCCUGGUCCCAAAGUUGGUCUGAUUAUUGGUAAAAAUGGCAAAACCAUCAAGCAGCUGCAGGAACAAUCAGGCGCUAAAAUGGUGGUGAUUCAAGAUGGACCUAAUACUGAAUAUGAAAAGCCACUGCGCAUUUCAGGCGACCCGGCCAAAGUGGAGCAUGCAAAACAACUGGUUUACGAGCUGUUGCAAGACAAGGACGGCCAGGGUGGUGGGCGUAGCUUUGACGAUGGUUACCAAGAGCAAGGCAAUGGUGUCACAUCUAGUGAAGUUUUAGUGCCGAAAACGGCUGUAGGCGUAGUCAUAGGACGCAAUGGUGACAUGAUAAAGAAGAUUCAAAAUGACUCAGGAUGCAGGGUACAGUUCCACCAGGAGAGGGAAGAGGGACCAGGAGACAAAAGAUGUUACCUGCAGGGUCAGCCACACCAAGUUGAACAUGCGAGACAAAUGAUUGACGAUUUGAUCAAUAGUGUCAAUCAGGCCAUCCGCUCUGGACGAGGUCGCUCCGGUGGCAAGAACAACAAUCAAGGCAACAACGACAGGGACAAUCAGCAGUGGCAAGACAACUCGCCCGAAGUCAGGGUCACGUUCUCGAUGCCAAAUGUCAAGUGUGGCCUCAUUAUUGGCAGAGGUGGCGAAGUGAUAAAGCAAAUUAACGCCCAAUCGGGCGCGCAUUGCGAGUUAGAUAGACGCGCACAGAAUCCGGACCGGGUCAACCGGACAUUCUUCAUCAAAGGCCACCCGGACGCAGUAGAGAACUGCAAGCGAAUUAUCAUGGAGAAAGUUGGCAUGCCGGUGAACUUUAUCCCGGACGGCGGUCCCGGUAGUGACAAUGGCAACGGAGGCAAUAACGGUGGCGGGCCCGGUGGUGAUUUUUACGGUGGGGGCGGAGGAAGCGGCCCCGCCUGGGGCUACAACCCUCAUUGGCACCAGCAGCAACAGCAUCAGCCACAGCAGCAGCAAGUGCAGAUCAACCCUGCAACUGGCCAGCCAGAUUAUUCCCAGCAAUGGAUAGAAUACUACCGCUCCCUUGGGCUGAUGCGUGAGGCGACGGCGAUCGAGCAGCAAGCCAAACAGCAGCAAAUGGGGGGAAACCAAUCAAACGCACCGAGCCCCAGCCAAGCCAGCUCUGGGCAACCAUCGAACACACCGACCACGACCAACGCCAAUAACGGUACUGGUGCUGGGGCGCCGGACUACAGCGCGCAGUGGGCCGAGUACUACCGCGGAAUGGGCAAGAUUAAGGAAGCCGAAGCGAUAGAGGCGCAAUUCAAGGUCAAGCAGCAGCAAACACAGCAGCCGCAGCAGCCAGCGCCUCCCUCUGGCGGGCCGCAACCGCCAACGCACGCGCCCAGCCAGCCGUCCCCCGGAGCAAUGGGGCAGUACCCCCAAUACCCGAUGUAUCCGCCGGUUUACCCCUACCCGUACCCAUACGGAAACGCCCCGGCUGAAUCCGGACAUCAGUAA
Leptosia nina is the source of this 2082-nucleotide messenger RNA. The record is from the annotation of a GenBank genome assembly. Lineage: Eukaryota; Metazoa; Arthropoda; Insecta; Lepidoptera; Pieridae.